Messenger RNA from Stegastes partitus (bicolor damselfish), 1506 nucleotides. RefSeq names its product E3 ubiquitin-protein ligase TRIM50. The record is from RefSeq and is a predicted model, not a curated record. NCBI's taxonomy places the organism in Eukaryota, Metazoa, Chordata, Actinopteri, Pomacentridae. The transcript has 8 exons. Bases 1 to 1506 code for a protein of 501 amino acids. Gene Ontology annotation, molecular function: protein binding; zinc ion binding.
AUGGAGCGUAGUCAGAGUCUGGAGGAGCAGCUCAGAUGUCCCGUCUGUCUGGAUGUCUUUACUGAACCUCUGAUGUUACAGUGUGGACACUCCUACUGCAGGUGUUGUGUGCGGUCCAUGACAGUGGACGAGCUUGGUCAGCUGCAGUGUCCUGUGUGUCGCUGUGCUGUAGACGGAGACAGUCCUCCUCCGAACGUCAGUUUAGCUCGGAUCAUUGAAGCACUGCAGGAAGUGAGUGUUUCAGGUGGAGAUCAACAAGAUUUUUGUCCUCAGCACCACAAUCCUCUGAGCCUUUACUGCGAGGCUGAACAGGUCUUGAUCUGUGGCCUUUGUGGAAGCAUUGGUGCUCACCGCGGACACAAAAUCACACCUGUGAGCUCUGUCUACAGCCGCAUGAAGGAGGAUAUUUCUUGUCUGAUGACAGAGUUCCAGCAUCAAAGGCGUAUACUGGAGGAUCAGAUUUGUAAAAUGGCAUACAACAAAUCCAGGAUCAUUAACGAGUCAGACGUAAUGAAAUGGGUGAUUAGGAAGGAGUUUGGUGAACUUCGGCGCUGCCUGGAUGAGGAGGAGGUGGGGUUCAUGCAGCAGGUGGAAACGUCAGCCACUGCCCUCAUUGCAUCUCUGCAGAAUCAGAAAGACCAGUUAAACCAGAACCUGAACCGUCUAGAGAAAGCCCAGAAUACCCUGCAGGACCUGAGUGACGAGGGGCACCUGGACUUCAUCACGGUGCUGUCAAGUGUUUGUAGCCUCAUUGUUCUGUUUUCAGUUUAUCAUGUAAUUAUUCUAGACAAAGUUGAUCCCAAGACGUUCAAAGAGAGUCAUGCGCUCCAACAGAAAGGCAACAGAAUCUUCAGCUCUUUGAACUUCAAACCAGGUUUCAACCAAAACGACAUAAAACUCACUGUCUGGAAGAAACUACAUCGAAAAGUCCUGCCAGCACCAGAGCUGUUGAAACUGGAUCCUCAGACUGCUCACCCGAUGCUAGAGCUUCGUCAUGGAGACACUGUGGUGGUCUGUGGGGCUCUGCUUCAAAGGCUGCCUGAUAAUCCAGAGAGGUUUACCUACAGCUACUGUGUCCUGGCCAACCGAGGCUUCUCCUCCGGGAAGCACUACUGGGAGGUGGAGGUGGGCAACAAAGCGAAAUGGCGUCUUGGUUUGAUCAAAGGAACAACCAAUCGUAAGGCCAAGCUUGUGAAGAGCCCAGAGAAUGGUGUAUGGUUGAUUGGGCUGAAGGAUGGUGUUUAUGAAGCCUUCACUUUACCCAGGAUGGUUUUGCCAGUGUCUACACCCCCUCACCGGGUGGGACUAUUCCUGGACUAUGAGGGCGGGGGUCUGACCAUCUAUAAUAGCGACAGUCCAGAUGAGCUGGGCUUCAUCUACAACUUCAGGCUGCAGAUCCAGGGGAAAGUCUACCCCCUGCUGGAUGUCUGCUGGCAUGAAAGAGGAGGCAACAAACAGCCCCUGGUCCUCACUUAUCCUCAGCAGGAGCACUGUGAAGUUUACUAA